AUGUCCAAGCUUGCUGAGGGUGGGGAGAUCCUACGAACCGAUUACCAUACAAUUUUUAAAAGACUUAUUAUAGGAAAAAUUGAAAGGAUGGGGUUAUGGUUCAAUACGGGCUGGGUUAGCCGCUAUGAGAACGGCUGCGGCUUGGCAGAUUCUCGUAUUAUGUAA
Molecule: messenger RNA, 165 nt
Organism: Sclerotinia sclerotiorum 1980 UF-70
Lineage: Eukaryota; Fungi; Ascomycota; Leotiomycetes; Helotiales; Sclerotiniaceae
Exons: 4
Coding region: 1-165 (54 amino acids)
Source: RefSeq, a predicted model, not a curated record